Molecule: messenger RNA, 1392 nt
Organism: Durusdinium trenchii
Lineage: Eukaryota; Dinophyceae; Suessiales; Symbiodiniaceae
Source: the annotation of a GenBank genome assembly
AUGUGCACUCUGUGGAGCUCUGAGGAGGAUCUGAUAGAAGACCUAUGCAACGUCACCUUGCCUGCCUUGUUGGUGUUUCAGCGCAAUGGUGCCAGCUUCUCUGAGGUGGAGUUAAAUCUUGAGCCGCCUGCAAGUGUGAAAUCCAUUUCCUUCAAGACUGGCAAGGACGACCCUGGCUUUGAUCCUGUGUGCUGGAAGGUGGAGGGCUUUGUCACAGAUGAGACUGAUGAAGCUGGUGGAAGGUGGAAGCAACUUGUGUUUCAAGACAAGCCGUACUUGCCACCGACCAGACGUGAGACUGAGCUCUGUGUGGUCUUUGAUGUGGAGCGUUGGCGAACAGAGACAAAGGCUGGCAGCAUCACGCUUCAAUCUUUCCUACCAGUGGUGCAAGAGCGUCUCAGCUUCUUCACAGCGUCUCUCCGGAGCCUUCUGGGGUCUAGUGACAAAUAUAGCAUACGUCCUGGCAUUGACACGCUCUUGGACAGCCAUGUGGGGAACAUCCCUUCUCUGACACAGGUGAUCCCGUGCUACAAUGAGACUGUCAUACUCAGCAAGAAGUUCCUGCGAGAUGAAGAUGGGACAAAUACAAAUCUUGCUUUUAUCAUCUCCCAGUUCCCUGAUGAGUGGCGAUUCUUCUGUGACAGGCACAGCUAUUCCGUCAAGGAUAUGUACAACGCGUUCAUGGGCAGCAGCGGCCAAGAAUUGUCAUCCAGCUUGUGCAUGGAGGUUCGCAUGUGGGCAUCGAUGAGGUCGCAGACAGUGGCAAGGACUGUGGUCGGUGCAAUGCAAUACCAAGAGGUGAUUGCCAUGCUGCCAAGCGUGCAGGCCUCGAGGAACCCACACAAGGCACUGGAAGACUGCGUGGAGCUAGUUCUAGCACAUCAGACUUAUGGUAGCAAGGCCGGCUCUGAAGAGAAUGAUCGGGCAGUGCGGUACCUACUUGCAAAGUAUCAAGACAGAUCGUUCUACCUGGUCUUCGACUUUGACAUCGACAAGACGCGAUCAAGCAUCACCAGCGCAGUGCAGAAUUUUGUGAAAGAGAAGUACCGGUAUGAUCGGCCUGUCCGCUACGCGAGUGUCUUGGCCCGCCUCCGUGCUGACACCAAGUGUUCGGAGGAGGUGCCAGACAGCCGCCUCGAGCUCAUUGAAGUGCUGCCCAGGUGCUUCCCGCUGCUGGUGGGCACCCCCGGCUUCAUGACACAGGGCAAGGCGGGUAACCAACUCGGUGCUCUGCGGUUUUCAAGGGGCCACUUCUUGCAGAUGAUGGAUGCCAACAUGGGCGCAUUUUUGGGGGAGGCCAGCAAGGUGCCCUUCAUUCUGCGCCGCUUCCAGCCACACUGGUACGACAGGACCGAGAGGAAAGGCAAGCCAACAGAUCGCAUGUCGCGGUAA